Striga hermonthica is the source of this 1113-nucleotide messenger RNA. Lineage: Eukaryota; Viridiplantae; Streptophyta; Magnoliopsida; Lamiales; Orobanchaceae. The record is from the annotation of a GenBank genome assembly.
AUGGGUUAUAUCUGUGACUUUUGUGGGGAGCAAAGGCCGGUUGUGUACUGCCGUUCGGACGAGGCCAGCUUGUGCUUGUCCUGUGACCGCAAAGUGCAUUCUGCAAAUGCCCUCUCGAGACGCCAUUCGCGCACGUUAGUGUGUGAUUGGUGCUGCCGCCAGCCAGCUCUGAUCAGGUGUGCCGAGGAGCAGAAAUCCCUCUGUGAGUGUUGCGACUGGACGUGCCGCGUCAGCUCGGGCCAUAUGGGGACUGCGCACACGAGGCAGCCCGUCAGCUGCUACUCUGGAUGUCCCACGGACAAUGAGCUUUUCAUGGUUUGGCCUUUCCUGGUGGACCUCCUGUUCCUUUUGGGUGACGACUCAGACUGCGAGCAGAGGAUGAGUUUGAUGAGUAUUUCUGAUGACACGUGGGGAACGAGUGGGCUCAAUAAGGCAACGCCUUGGAUGCAGCCAUUUAAGCCGCCUGAUUAUGGGCUUACGAAUGUUGAUGUGGCAGCUGGAGCUUCUAGCUCUGUUACGGGCAAGGAGACCGCGGGAUAUGAGGGUGCUGGUAUCUAUGGUAAUAUGGAUGAGGCCGACUUGAGUAUUGAGAAUUGUGAAGAGCUUUUUGCCGAGGCUCUUAAUAAUCCGGGACAGGUUUUUGAUAAUAAUGGGAUUGAAGGGAUAUUUAGGCCAACAGACGUGUCUGGUUCCGGGACUCAGGAUGCUUCCAUUGCUCAGGAAACUCCUCCCCCAGAAGGGUUCAAGAUAAAACCGGCAUGUAGUAAUGCAGCAUCAGCAGAUUCCAUGACUAGCUGUAAGACGGAUCCCAACAUAUAUUUCCCGAGUCAGAGGCAGUCAGGCAUCUCUUUUUCAGGCCCCACAGGGGAGAGCAGUGUGGGAGAUUACGACUGUAAAACUUUCCCGGGCCCGGAAAGUUCCAUAGCCCCUUCUAGCAGGAGUGAUGCUGUCAUGCGUUACAAGGAGAAAAAGAAGUCUAGAAAAUUUGAGAAGCAAGUAAGGUAUGCAUCUCGCAAGGACAGAGCGGACGUGAGGAAGCGUGUGAAGGGGCGAUUUGUGAAAGCCGGUGAUGCUUAUGAUUAUGACUCUUUAAGCCAAAGCCGAAGCUGCUGA